AUGUCUCCAUUGCCAAGGUUUGUUGUACUCAAAUCCGCAUACAACGGAAAAUACUUGACGAAGGUGACAAAAGAAACAAGUUCCCAAACCGAGUUGCCGGAAACGUUUCUGAAUUUUCGAGGAGAGGACAUGGAGAGUCCUUUGGCAAAGUUCGAACUAGUGACAGCGAAGACAGACCGGAGAUUCGUCCACAUUCGGUGCUGUUACAACAUGAAGUACUUGACACGGCUAAGUCCAAAUCAUCUAUGGAUUGUUGCAGCGGCAAAUAGACCCGUAGAAGACGAGGACACAUUCUCAUGCACCAUGUUCCAGCCUAUCAAAGCGGACGACUACAGAAAGGAAAAUCAUUUCCGAUUUGUCCACGUCCAAUCCAAGCACCAUGCUUGUCUCUGGAGAGCGCAUCAGCCUUACACAGAUGGUCUUUUCGCAGGAUCAGACCAGAAAGACCGUGACAAGUGCGAUGUGUACAAAGUAUUCGAUUGGGAGUCGAUAAUUCCCGAAACUGUGGCCUUCAGGCGGAGCAGCGACAAGAAAUAUCUCACCGCCACUACGAUUGAUGGCUUAACGUAUCUGCAGUUCAGUACCACUGCACUCAGCGACAAAACUGUAGCACAUCAGAUAAUCCAUGUUAGCGAUGGAUAUGUCCGGAUAAAAUCCCUUUCGACUGGAACUUUCUGGAAGCGCAGCAGCACAUCCAACUGGAUUUUUGCCUCCGGCGACUGUUCCGCCGACGACAUAGACCAAAACACACUGUUCAUUCCUGUCAAACUCGACGAGAACGAAGUCGCAUACCGCAAUAAUGGAAACCAGAUGUUCUGCAAGAGUCGUUCCCCGGACAGCAAGAGAGAGUGUCUCAUUGCCUCUGCGCCGGACCUGUCUGAUGUGGCCAAGCUUGAGCUGGUGGACUGUAAUGACCCACUAAUCUAG
Messenger RNA from Humulus lupulus (European hop), 927 nucleotides. RefSeq lists its product as uncharacterized. The transcript has a single exon. Lineage: Eukaryota; Viridiplantae; Streptophyta; Magnoliopsida; Rosales; Cannabaceae. The record is from RefSeq and is a predicted model, not a curated record. The coding region runs from base 1 to 927 and encodes 308 amino acids.